GCGCUCGCUCUGCGCUCCUCCCCGCCCCGGUGCAGCCAGCCAGGGAGGCGCAGGAGGUGGGACCUGCGGGCGGGAAGACUCCGGACGCCGGCGCGCGAGGAGCGGGGACCCGGGAGAGCUCGCAGCCCAGAGGAGGAGCUGGAGGGGGAGCGGAGCGCGCGGCCCGAGAACCCGAGGCAGCGGUCCCGGCCGGAGGCGCAGAGGGGCGGCGGGGAGCAGCAGGGCCGGGAGAGUCCCGCUCGGAGCCGAGGCCGGGGGAUCUGGGCUCACAGCCCCGAGUCUCAGCAGCUGCCGUCGCCCAGGAGCAGCAGCUGUGCCCGGGGUCCCGGCCGCGGCGGCCGCGGGAGGAGGAGGAGGAGCUGCAGCUGGAAGGUGGCAGCUGGAGGAGGAGCCGCGCCGCUGUCCCGUGCGCCGGGGAGAGGGCCGCGCCGCCCGGGCUGAGCCGCGCUGGGAUGUCCCGCUGACCGCGGCAGUCAUGCAGCCUUGACGGGGCGCUCGGGCGCGGGGACCAGCCGCGGGGCGCGCCCUCCCGGGAAGGGGCAACGGGCGCGGGCAGCAGGACUUCACCGCCGACUCCAGCCCCGUUGGGUGCCCAGCCAUCCACCAUGGAGCCCGUGACCAAGUGGAGCCCCAAACAAGUGGUGGACUGGACUAGAGGGUUAGAUGAUUGCCUGCAGCAGUAUGUCCACAAGUUUGAACGGGAGAAGAUAAAUGGAGAGCAGCUGCUGCAGAUUUCCCAUCAGGAUCUUGAGGAGCUGGGUGUCACACGAAUUGGACACCAGGAACUUGUGUUGGAGGCUGUCGACCUUCUCUGUGCACUGAAUUAUGGCCUUGAAACCGAUAAUAUGAAGAACUUGGUUCUGAAACUGCGAGCAUCUUCCCACAAUUUACAGAAUUACAUAAGCAGCCGGAGAAAAAGUCCAGCCUAUGAUGGGAACACCUCCCACAAGCCCCCCAAUGAGUUCCUGACUUCUGUGGUGGAGCUCAUAGGCGCUGCCAAGGCCUUGUUAGCUUGGCUGGACCGGGCUCCAUUUACAGGGAUCACUGAUUUCUCAGUAACGAAGAACAAAAUCAUUCAGCUUUGCUUGGAUCUGACCACUACAGUCCAGAAGGAUUGCCUUGUAGCAGAAAUGGAAGAUAAAGUUUUGGCUGUAGUCAAGGUUUUAAAUGGCAUCUGUGAUAAAACAAUCCGAUCUACCACGGAUCCUGUUAUGAGCCAGUGUGCAUGUCUGGAAGAAGUUCACUUACCAAACAUUAAACCCGGGGAAGGCUUGGGCAUGUACAUCAAAUCAACCUAUGAUGGACUGCACAUGAUUACUGGGACCACAGAAAAUUCUCCUGCAGACAGAUCUCAGAAGAUUCAUGCCGGUGAUGAAGUCAUUCAGGUUAAUCAGCAAACUGUGGUGGGAUGGCAGCUGAAAAAUCUGGUGAGAAAGUUGAGAGAGAAUCCUACAGGAGUUGUGUUGCUGCUUAAGAAGCGGCCCACGAGUUCCUUCAACUUCACUCCUGCCCCCCUGAAAAACCUACGAUGGAAGCCGCCUCUGGUCCAGACCUCGCCUCCGCCCACGACCACUCAGUCCCCGGACAGCACGAUGGACGCGUCACUGAAGAAGGAGAAGCCAGCCAUCAUGGAUCUUUAUAUUCCUCCUCCGCCAACCGUUCCCUACUCCCCCCGGGAAGAGAAUGGGAGUUCCGUUUACGGAUUCAGUAAAUGUAAACAGCCGCAGCCUGGUCCGAAGGGUUCUGAGUCCCCCAAUUCCUUCCUGGACCAGGAAAGCCGGAGACGGAGAUUUACCAUCGCUGAUUCUGAUCAGUUGCCUGGGUAUUCCGUGGAAACCAAUAUUCUGCCCACAAAAAUGAGAGGGAAAACACCAUCCUAUGGCAAGCCCCGGCCUUUGUCCAUGCCUGCGGACGCGAGCUGGAUGGGGAUUGUGGACCCUUUUGCUAGACCUCGAAGUCAUGGGAGGAAAAGUGAGGACGGCCUUUGCCGGUAUUUCAGUAAUGAGCGGAUCUCUCCGAUCAUCGAAGAAAGGUCAUCCCCCACAUACCGUUUCUCAAGGCCCACGACCGAGAGGCAGCUGGUCCGAGGUGCAGACUACAUCCGAGGCAGCAGGUGCUACAUCAGUUCAGAUCUCCACAGCAGCGCCACGAUUCCAUUCUCGGAGGAAGGGACCAAAAAGAAAGCCAGCUCCUCGGCAGCCAAGUCCUCUUCUCCAGAACCGUCCCUGCUGGUCAGCUGGUUUACUCGCCUGAAACUGUUGACUCACUGAGCCCUGCAUUCCCGGGACCCUCCCUUCUCCUGCUACCAAGUGCCUUGCUUCCUCAGUCAGCAACUUGUUCUCAUUUUCAUCCACAGUAUUAUGCAGCAACCGUAUGCGAUUUCGUGGGUUUUCUUUUUUCUUUUUUUGGAAAGUUGUAUACUGCACUUGGAAUUUUGAAGUCAUUGGAUGGGAACAAAUCCAGAGAAUCUUAGAUGCUGGCUUAUGGAGGCCAAAGGAGAGAAAUGGGGAGAGUCUGCUUUUUUUUUGCUUCCUUAAGAGUCAGGACACGGAGACACACUCUCUAAACCAGAGCCUUGGCCAGGAAUGUUAUGGUCGUUAUGAGGAACUGGGCCAUUGUUCUUUUUAGGGGGGUGGGACUACAGUUGGUGGCCACUGUCACACAGAUGUGUUGGGUUUUGGUCCAACUUCUUCACCUGAAAAAGCCAGUGGAGAAAACAGUUUUGUUUUGAUUUUUCAAGCUACAUACUAUACGUGUAAGUGUAGCAGCUUUGACUUUGAAAUAACACGUGGGAAGCAUCUGAUGCUCUUUCAGAGCAGAGGUUUGAGUGUAGGCCAGUUACACUUAGUUAAUGCCCUUUUCAUAACAGUCUCAGUGUAAGUCAAUGAAUACAGAAACACGUGAAAAUGUUUAGAUAGGGCUUACUACACACAAAGAAGUGUAUGGUUAUUUGUGAAGGGUGUUGUAUAUUAUUGUCUUUAAGGGAAAAGAAGCUAUAAGAUUUGCUGACAGCCAAAGUAUCAUUGAGAAAAAUGAAGCAACCAUACUUAGGUUUAUGAGAGAGACAUCAGUUUGCAUUUUGACCUGUUCAAUGACUAUCUUCUAGAAAAGAAUGGACAGUUUUUCAAAAUUGUACACAUUUUGCUAAUUAGAAAUCUCUUGGAAAAUCUCACGGUCACUCAUUUUCAACUAGCAUCAGGUAUUUUGGAAAAGUGUGUCUGGAUAUUAACUCUUGUUUAAACUGAAUGUAUGAUAUUUUGCUAGAAUGGAAAAGUACUAUCUUGUUAAUUUAAGUGUUUUAAAUAUAGUUGUAUAUUUUUCUUACUCUUAGUCACAUGUAAUUGAUAUAUUUCUGUUUUGUGUCCUACAUGAAGCUAACGAAAAAAGUGUUCAAGAUGUUUUCAGGUUUACCAGUGACCACCUUGGCUGUUGCCACUGUGGGCACUAUUGUUAAAAAAACAAAAUAAACCCUCCCAACCA
This is a messenger RNA of Balaenoptera acutorostrata (minke whale), 3480 nucleotides long. It is a transcript of the gene CNKSR3, whose product is annotated as CNKSR family member 3. Gene Ontology annotation, molecular function: protein binding. Lineage: Eukaryota; Metazoa; Chordata; Mammalia; Artiodactyla; Balaenopteridae. Gene Ontology annotation, cellular component: cytoplasm; membrane. The record is from RefSeq and is a predicted model, not a curated record. The transcript is spliced from 13 exons. The coding region runs from base 606 to 2270 and encodes 554 amino acids. Gene Ontology annotation, biological process: regulation of signal transduction.